UUUCUUGAUGUGCCACAUAUCUUUAAUUUCAUGAUCUUUUGUUUACCUUUUCUUUCCUAUGCUAUAGGAGAUAACGUCAGGUCAGUUUUAUAUUAUAGUUUGAGAUUGUUCUUGAAUUCCAUGUUUUUUUUUUUGUGGCUAAUUCUUCAGAAUAAAUGGCUUCUUUCUUUCAUGGAGAAUCUAAUAUGAGAGAACCCUCUUCUGAUCUUUUUAUGAUGAAUCUGAAUCCAUUCCCCGAGCCGACGAUAACCACUAAUGCUCAUAACUAUCACUCCUACAACUUGUGCUUUGGGUCUCAACAACAUGGACCUCGAGAUGAAGUAGAAGAUCAUAUAGUACAAGUAAAUUCUUCUGUCUCUACGUAUUCAUACGAAGAAGUCUUCAGGGGUUUGACUCCGAUCUACUUGAGAGCUGCUCAACAAUUGCUCAAUGAGAUUGUCAAUGUUGGAAACGGUAGCCCUGGCGCCAAACAAGAAUCAAUAAUGAGUAAAGAGUCAGCGAUUUAUGGAAAAGGGGACAUCGUUGGUGGCCAUAAGCCUGGCGUGGCGGCUUAUCGCCAGGAGUUGGAGAUGAAGAGAGGAAAGCUCAUCUCCAUGGUGGAAAAGGUUGAACAAAGAUACAAGCAAUACCAUGACCAAAUGCAGACUAUAAUCUCAUCGUUUGAGCAAGAAGCGGGUUUAGGCUCAGCAAACCCGUACACACAUACGGCGUUACAAACAAUAUCAAAGAAGUUUCGUGUUGUAAGAGACAUGAUUUGUUUGCAAAUCAAACACGUAAACAAGCUGUUGGGGAAAAAGGAAUCUGACGAGCAGCUUAUGCAUUUGGGGAAGAUGGCACAUCACCAUUCAAAUGCUUGGAGACCGCAAAGAGGUUUGCCCGAAAAAGCUGUUUCCAUUCUACGAGCUUGGCUCUUUGAGCAUUUUCUUCAUCCAUAUCCGAGGGAUUUGGAUAAGGUAAUGCUUGCCAAACAGACUGGACUUACUAAGAGUCAGGUGUCUAAUUGGUUCAUAAAUGCUCGAGUUCGAGUGUGGAAGCCAAUGGUGGAGGAAUUGUAUUUGGAAGAAAUGAAUAUUGAAGAAAGCAGAAAAGGAAGUAACCCAAAUGAACAUAGUACCAACGGUUCAUCUUCUAAGCAACCUUACAAUAAUUCCACUUCAGAUGAAUCUUCGAACUCGAUCUUACCCACCUUUUAUCAAGGAUUCAAUGAAAACGGAACCCCUAUGCCAAAUUUAUCCUCAAGUUGCUCUAUAGGAAGGUUCAGGAAGCAACACAUGAAUCAAGCUAACUUCAUCCAUUUCAAUGGAGGGUUUGAAAACUAUCACACAAUGGUUGGAAAUGGCGUCUCCCUUUCUCUUGGCCUGCCUCAUUCUUGCGACCAAACCUUUAACAACAUUCAGUUCGGAUCGACAAGUCAUGGAACUGAGAUCUCGGGCAUAUAUCCCUCUUCAACUUAUCAAAUCAUGGAUUAGAACAAAUCAAUAGUGAUGAUAUAUUUUAUGCUUGUUUCUUACGUAUGUAUUUUGUGUAUAGCCUUGGCCUUUUGAUGGUGUCGAGAAAUGGAUGUGUUAAUAGGUGUGUUUAGAUGGAGAAGAGAUGAUUUAAGUAUAGGUUUUGAUAAAAAUGUAGAUAACCAUACCAAGAUAAAGAAACUAGGUCUAGUAUGUGGCUUUAUACAGUCAAGUCUAAGUUAGUUUUGCUACGAAGAUGUUGAUCAAGACGUUGAUUCGUUGAUCACGAUGGCAAAACAAUGAAGGCUUGACAUAUAUAUGGGUGUAAAUGAAAAUUAGAUCAACCAUGAGAUCCAUGUUAUGUCUUUAUGAAUGUAUGUGUUUGCAUAUGU
Messenger RNA from Camelina sativa (false flax), 1840 nucleotides. NCBI's taxonomy places the organism in Eukaryota, Viridiplantae, Streptophyta, Magnoliopsida, Brassicales, Brassicaceae. The record is from RefSeq and is a predicted model, not a curated record.